Messenger RNA from Asterias rubens (European starfish), 5531 nucleotides. Its product is annotated as VWFA and cache domain-containing protein 1-like. The transcript has 27 exons. Gene Ontology annotation, cellular component: voltage-gated calcium channel complex. The record is from RefSeq and is a predicted model, not a curated record. Gene Ontology annotation, molecular function: voltage-gated calcium channel activity. Bases 217 to 4293 code for a protein of 1358 amino acids. NCBI's taxonomy places the organism in Eukaryota, Metazoa, Echinodermata, Asteroidea, Forcipulatida, Asteriidae.
GCACCUUCGGUUUUGAAGAUGAGGUCGGUCGUCGUUUUAUGGUUUGAGUUUUGCACUUUUUAGCAACAAUGUCUCAAUAAAUGGAUACAGAAAGUACGAGAGACACAUAUUAAUGAUGACAGUAAGGUAAAAAGCCGUAAAUAUAUUCACCAUUGUGAGCAGAAUAGCCGCCGUGAUUCGAGGCUGGUCGGGACGGGGUUUGUAUUCGGCAUCAAAAUGGCGUCAACGUCUUGUGAGUUUUUCAUUGUACUGCUGUGUGGUUCUGUCAUGUUCAUUAAGGCAGUUUCCCCGUCUCUUGGUUCUGCUGAGACCAUCCAAAGUGAAGCCAGCGAACCAAACACUGGAACCAACAAGCAGAGAGGCAGUGACAAGAACCUCCAAAAGUCACAAAUUAACUUCAACAACCCUGAUUUAUUGCGUGAAUUGGCGUCAUCUUUGCACCAGCCUGGCGGAGCGGCGAGCAAGGUCCAGAGCAGGGCUAAUGAUGCAGACACCAAUCUUGAUGCAACUUUGCUCCGUCAAGUUAAGGUGUUAAAUAGGAGAUUCAGAUUCAUUGUGGACUCAGAACUUGGAUUAACUUCAUUACAGGAAGCUUACGAUUCACUGACGUAUGAAGAUAAACAGCCUAAUGCACAACAUCAACUCGAUCAGUUAACAGCGAACGUCAAAUCCAAGCUGAAGAAGUUUGUGCAGUUGCUGAAUUUUGACCGAGCAGUUGUUGAGAACCUUUAUCGUAUACAUCGCUCAGAUCCCAUUACAGCUAGUCAGAGUUGCUGCAAACUACGCCAUGACUUAUUCAAGUAUGAUUCUGUCUUCCAAGCUAACAUCACCAAGGAAACGGCUUGUGAGAGGGUUUCUCCUGUCACUUCUAGCAACACAUUCAACCCAGUCAAAAACAUCUCCCAAGUUUUUAAGAGACAUCAGAUGGCGAACCCAACCCUGAAAUGGCAGUAUUUCAACUCUGAGGAUGGAGUUCACAUUAUAUUCCCUGCUACAUCCUACACAGGAACUCAUGCACACGCUAGACGAUGCAAUAAAGAUAUGGAUAUGAGGAACGAGCCCAUCUAUUCCUCGACGGUUAGACCUCAGGCUAAGCACAUUGUUAUUUUGAUUGACCGAGGUUCGUCAGUCAGUGAGGCAUCUCUGCAGAUUGCUAAGGAUGCAGCGGAGGUUGCCUUAGCAUCUCUUUCUGAGAAAGAUCAGGUUGGAAUUUUAAGUGUAGGCUCUACUGUGCAGACCUGCCUACAGGAUGGUUGCUAUGACAACCACCUAGCAACUGCUACCUUGGAUACUAAGAAACAGCUCAUCCAGUAUAUCAAAACUAUCAGGAGAGAUACAGGUGUUACAAAUCACACACUGGGUCUUCAAAAAGCCUUUGAUCUGCUUCAGAAAUCCACCGUACCUCAAAACAUCAACAACAGUAUUACUGAUUGUGUGAUUGUUUACAUCAGUGCUGGACAUAUCUCUGAGAAUGAAGACGCUAGGGCUAUAAUCAAUACAGUAAUAAACAACAAUAGACUCUUCAACAAUAGAGCUAUUGUUAUGACAUAUGCUCUUGUACAAGAAGGAAUAACAGGGCUGGAGGAGUUGGCAUUCCUGAGGGAUCUUGCUGAAUUGGACAAUGGAACAAGCUACCAGGAGACGUAUAGAGGAAACUUACCCCCUAAACAGAAAGGAGUGAUGACAGUGUUGAAUCAGAUGAGCAAUUUACCUUCAACCGUUGGAAGAUUUUAUACAAUACUUCCGCUAGACACAAGUUCCAAACCUGUGUUCUCCCUACCUCACUUGGAUACCACUGGGGGAGGUCUAAUCUUGACAGUGAGUCAGACAUGUUAUUUGAAUAGUCGCUUGCUUGGUAUAGUAGGCUUAGAGGUCAAUAUGGCAGACCUUCUUGAGGAUAUCACAUACUUCAAGGAAGGAGAUAGAUCUUAUGCAUUCAUCACAGACAUGGCUGGUUUUACCAUUAUGCAUCCAUCAUUAGCCAGACCGAUUAUGGCAUCUGAACCUCCGCUCUACGCAGAUAUCAGUCACUUUGAACAAUCUGUUAACUUCAACAAAGUCCGACAGUCAAUGAUCAGUGGUGAGAGUGGGACCAUGAUUCUACAGAGAUCUGCUAAUGAUAGCACCGUUGUUCAUUACACAUGGGAACCAGUUGGAAAUGCACCUCUGUCUGUAUGUGUUGUCAUCAUGGAACAAGAUUUUCAUCUGAAACAUCUCAAGAAAAUGAACGUGCCCUCUGGACGGAUGCUCCUCUAUCACAGAUUAGAUUUAUUACCUUCAGAUAGUAUGUGUAUGCAUCUAAAACAGUUGGCAACUACAGAUGCAAGUACAUUGAUGUUAGCACCAAGUAGUUUCUCAUCCCCAUUUGAGCAUCUAAGUCAGAGUGAGACUAAGUUAGUAGUCCAGGCUUACAUGGCUUAUCUGACGGAUAAUACAAAUCUCAUUGCAAACCCAGGCUUUAAGAGUUCCAUCAAAGAUGAUGUAUCAGCAAUAAGUGGCUUAGAAAGUAUCUGGCUGUCUCAGAUUGAUAAGAGUAGCUUAAAUGACUACGUGGUCCGAAGGUAUCUAGCAACAACAAGUGGAAUUCUUAGGAUGUAUCCAGGCUCUAGAGUAGACAAGAGAUUUGACCCUUCAAAGAGACCUUGGUAUAAACGAGCCUUAGCCCAUCCAGGGCGUGUGACUAUAUCAUCGCCUUAUUUGGACAUGGGUGGAGCUGGGUACAUCAUCACGCUUAGCCAUGUUGUAUUUCAAGGAAGGAGUAGUGGACUGCAUGAGGAGUCGGAUCACGUCGUUGGCAUCAUGGGAAUUGACUUCACUAUCAGAUACUUCUAUAAAGUACUUCUUGAGGUCAUGCCGGUUUGUAAGGAGUCGACUGUAAGAUGCUUUGUCAUGGAUGAUAGAGGAUACCUUAUUGCACAUCCUAGGCUUGUGGAGCCAGUCGGCAGGGGACCAGUGGAGCAACAGCAUAUUACACAUCAGGAAAUCCUGGUCUCCAAUGACAUCCUGUACCACACACACCUCGUCAAGAAACUACGCUGCAACAAUUACGAGGAUCGUACCAUUCAGCGAUACUACUCCUUUAACACCAGCUUAGUUGGUGUUCUGUCUAAUCUGUAUCAUGGGGAGUACUGUAGCAAGUACCGCAUCGUUCAUGUGCCGGGUACCAACACGUUUGUGGGUGUUGUGAAUGAUACCUGUAGUGAGGUGACAACAUUCUGCCCUUGUAGCAUGUAUGACCGUCUUUGCCUGAACUGUAACCGCAUGGAACAAACAGAAUGUGAAUGUCCGUGUGAAUGUGAACUCCAGCUAGAUAACUGCCAUGGAACACUCAGACAGGGUGAAGACAGGAAUCCCAGCUGUUCUGAUAAGGAGGAGAAUUCAACACUGCCCUCUGUUGGCGAGAGUAUCACUGAUGGAUUGCUUCAAUGCUACAGAUAUAACUGUAAACAACGAAAGACUUUCAGUGAGUGCUUUGGUGUAGUGGAUUGUGAAUGGUGUGUAGCUACAACAACAAGCCAAGGUAAAUUAAGAAAGUUAUCCAAUCCUUACUGCGCUACACAGAGGGAGUGCUUCGGGGGAGCUGUUGGUGCUAAAUCACCUUACUAUGAUGAAAUAGCCACUGAUAGUCAAACUGUUCCCUUCGAGGCCCAUAAGGGAGCCCAGGUUGGCCCUGUAGCUGGUGCCUUUAUGGGUGUGAUCAUGGCUCUAGCGUUAGUCAUCUACGCCUAUCGUCACCAUGUCCAUAAUAACGCCCAGCGUCGUCGUGAGAUGGCGCAGAACGGCUCGGAUGCAUCAGUGAGAAUGUCUCAAGGAGACGGGGAGGCAGAGCCAGAAGAAGAAGAAGAGCCUGAGAAUCCACCUCCUGCUCCUGGUGCUUUUGGUCAUGCUAACAUACUCCUAGCAGCACUGAACCAACCCAGUCCCUACCACCAGCGAGCUCGUUAUGGCAUACGUGUCUGGCGUCAUCGACCUGGUGGUACCCCUAGCGAGAGUGACCAUGGCUACAGCACAAUGACCCCCCAUGAAGAUUCAGAGUACCAGUACGUGGAACCAGAACCAAUCCUAGUCCAUGUUGAACCGGACCGUCAUAAUGUAGAGCAACCUCCUGGUACCUUGCGGGUCAAACGGCCGAAGCUGACUGCACCCACCGCCACGCUAUUAGACUUAUCACACCCUAUUAGCCGUGAUAUGAGUGAUGUACCACCGAGAUUGGAUCCUCCGCCUCAAACAGUGCUUCCUAGUCGUCGAUCUAUAAUCAAAGCCCAGGUUCAUGCCAUGGAUACUAUGUGCUAGUGUCUGUGGUAAAAGCAGCAUUGUCUGCUUUGUAUAUAUAUAAUAUUUGAUUAUUAUUCACACAACUCAUGAGGUCAGAGGGCAAAUUCAGAGUCGAUUAAGCAUGAAAAAUGCUAAUUACAUUCAUGCGUACAGACCCAAUAGAGAUGUGCACAAAGCAAACACACAAAUUUUCCCUCAUAUUUGCCAACUAGAUGUGUUAAUGCUCAAUUGAUAGUGUAACUUGAUAGUUUGUGAGAACGGCUAAUGGGAGACUUUCAGGACGCUUGGUGGCAGCAGACUUACCAGGUAAACUCCAUUGUUCUUGGUAAUGUGCGCAUGCUCAGAACUACGUAAACAAUGGAAAUUUACCUGGUAAGUCUGCUGCCACCUUGCGUCUCCCAUUGCAAAGCCACAAGGUUUAGAUUCACUGUGCAUAGUCUUAUGUGUGGAGCUAAAUACAAUCAGGCAAGAACUUUGUUUUUAUUUAAUCAGCUCUGGAUUUGUUCUCUGUUUCUGUCUUAUCCCUUAAGGAUUUGUAGACAACUCACUGGAAGAUGAAAGAAGAAAAGUAUUAAGAUGUUAGCUAAAGAUAAUGCUGUCUUAAGUUUAUAUAGGUGAGGUUGAUAUAGACCAUGUAACCUUUGGCAUCACAAGCUUGAAAAAGAGCCACAUGGCUCAGUCUGCAGCAAAAUGGAAGAACAUUGUACAACUAUUGGCAGUUGCAUCACAUUUUAAAGCUACAUAAAUAUUUGUAAUUUUUUUGUCAUCGAAAGAUUUCCCAUCUGGCAUUAAUUUGAUUGUUUUUUAUUAUUGUAAAUACUGUACAUAUUAAUGGUAGAGAAUUUAUUGUUAGUGGAAAUUGAUAUUAUUUAGUACCUUGAAGCGAGAUGCAAACGUUCAAUGUCAACGUGUGUGUAUAUAUAUUUUGUACUUACAAUUUUGAUUAAAAAAAAAAGCAAAAACAAUGAAUGAAAACAAUGAACUCAGGUAAAAAUGUAACCCAUAAGGCCCUUUGAAAUUAAAAUAAGGUUCUUUAAUCUCCAAUCAGAAGGAUGUAUCAACACCUUCUCUUAUUUCUAGUAUAUUAAUUGUUACUAUUUGGUUUGACCCUUACACAGAUACUUGUUAGCAUUGUAUCCUCGGUACUUUCCAGAGUUCAGUGAAAAAAUCACCGGCAUAUAACUCUAAACUUGAGGUCUCGAAAUCAAAUUCAUGCAAAAUUACUUCUUUCUUGAAAACUACGUCACUUCAGAGGG